CUAUCUCUUCCAUUACACACAUCACAAAAAGGAAGGAGAGAGAGAGAGAGAGAGAGAGAGAGAGAGAGAGAGAGAGACAAUGGUGAAGAGUGAGAGCAAGAUCCAAUCAGAGGCACUAAAGAAGAAGUACAAAGGAGUGAGAAUGAGGAGCUGGGGUUCAUGGGUAUCUGAGAUAAGGGCACCAAGCCAAAAGACAAGGAUCUGGCUGGGCUCUUAUUCCACCCCCGAGGCAGCAGCCAGAGCCUAUGAUGCUGCCCUCUUGUGCCUCAAGGGCAAUUCCGUCAAUCUCAACUUCCCAGCCUCCUCAGUAUCACACUACCAACGCCAUUCCCCUGAUAAUACCAUCCUGUCCCCUAAAUCCAUCCAAAGAGUCGCAGCUGCUGCUGCCAAUAAAUUCAAUGACAACCAAAUCACUACCACCACCGCAACUCCGCCUCAAUCCUUUACCACCACCACCUCCUCUUCGGCCUCAGCCGCCUCGUCCCCGUCGAUGUCGUCCUUGUCUCCAUCUAACCCUGUCGAGGAUGGUUUCUCAUUAGUAUCAUCAUCAUCCCUAGGUAUAACCUACAAUGAGCUAUUGACUAAUUUGAUGUGCAACUUCGAAUCGCCGAAGUACACGGAUAUGAUCAACGGGGCGAUGUUCGAUCCCCCGGCAAUGGAAGACGUCUACGACGAAAGCGAUAUCCGGCUCUGGAGCUUUUGCUGAUCAUCCGAUGAACUAUUAAUUCCCAAAGCAAGACACAUCUCUAUUAUUUUUAUUUUAAAUACUACUAGUAGUCUUCUUUUCUUUUGGUUAAUACUACUGUAUUUCAGUAUUAUUCAUUGGGUGAUCUUCAGUUAAUUUGGGUGAAGACAUUGCUGACAGUGACCAAUAUUCAUGUUCAAUUCUUGUAUUUUGAGACAGGGGAGGGAACUCACGUGGAGAGGGACUAAUUUUUCAACUCUCCCAUGUGGGUUUCUUGAGAUAUUUCCUAUAUAUUAUGUAUAAUUAAUUUUGUGUUAAUUAA
This is a messenger RNA of Rhododendron vialii, 1007 nucleotides long. RefSeq names its product ethylene-responsive transcription factor ERF014-like. The record is from RefSeq and is a predicted model, not a curated record. Gene Ontology annotation, biological process: regulation of DNA-templated transcription. Lineage: Eukaryota; Viridiplantae; Streptophyta; Magnoliopsida; Ericales; Ericaceae. The coding region runs from base 80 to 706 and encodes 208 amino acids. The transcript has a single exon. Gene Ontology annotation, molecular function: DNA-binding transcription factor activity; DNA binding.